AAAUAUAACGAAAGAGGAACUAAAAGCACUUCAAGACAUAAAAGCAGACAAAUCCAUUGUCAUUACUCAAGCAGACAAAGGAAACACAACAGUAUUACUUAACAAAACAACAUAUAAUCAAAAGAUGAAUGAACAUCUACAAUCUGGACCCUAUACCAUAAUGACUAAAUCAGCUGAAACGAUCAUCAACAAAACAAUGAAAGAAACAGCAAAGGUAGUUAGACAAAUGAAAGAAGUAAUCGGUAAGUCAAAAUGGUUUGAAAUUAUGCCAAAAUCCUGUAAUGUACCUAGGAUAUAUGGUAAGAUAAAACUGCAUAAAGAGGGAUAUCCAAUAAGACCGAUUGUAGACUUCAGAAACACACCAACGUAUAUGCUAUCCAGAUUUCUCUCGACAAUACUAAGACCGACAAGAAACAACUCAAAAGCUAGAAUAGUAGAUUCAUUUGAAUUAGUGAGGCGAAUAAAAACCACUAAAAUAGAGGAGGAAGAAAUACUAGUUAGCUUUGAUGUAAACAGUCUUUACACGAAAAUACCCAUUCAAAUGGCCAUGAUUGCACUGAAAGAGAAACUAAAUGAAGAUAAUGGCCUGAAAGACAGAACACAGUUAUCCGUAGAAGAAAUAAUAAAAGGGAUAGAAUUCUGUCUGACAACAACAUAUUUCACAUUCGAAGGAAAAAUAUACCAACAAAAUGAGGGAGUAGCCAUGGGAUCGCCUAUCUCACCAAUUAUAGCUGACAUUUUCAUGGAUUAUUGGGAGGAGAAUGCCCUUAAACCAUUCAGAUCAUCACUAAAAUGUUGGUGGAGAUAUGUAGACGACACGCUAGUAAUAGUGAAAAAAAACGAUGCUGAGAAACUUUUAUCACACAUAAACAAACACGUCGACUCAAUAAAAUUUACUAUGGAAUUAGAGAAUGAAAUUGGAGAACUACCCAUGUUAGAUUGCAAGCUACAAAGAAUGACAGAUGGUAGCAUAAAAACAACGAUAUAUAGAAAAGCCACACAUUCUGGAAGAUUCCUUGACUAUUACUCAGCUCAUCCACUCUCGGUAAAACGAGGAUUAAUACAGGGUCUUGCAGAUAGAAUACGUAGACUUACAACAGCACCAGAGGACCAGCGUAAAGAAAUAAAAGUUCUAUUCACAAUGUUACUCGAAAACAACUACCCUAAAGAAUUUAUAAAGGAUAAUAUAAAAAAGAGAAAAAAUAGGGUAAAACUGGAGAAUAAUAAGAUGGAAGAAUGGAGAAAAACAGUCGUAAUACCAUAUAAAAAUGGUACAUCAGAGGCAAUACAAAGAAACCUCAAAAAUAUCGGUAUUAGAACAACCUUUAAACCGACAAAUCUAAUCAAAAAUAAAAUAAAUCAACUAAAAGAUCCCAUAAAAAUGAUGGAUAAAAACAAUUUGAUUUAUAAAAUAUCUUGUGCUGACUGUCCAACUAAAUAUGUGGGGCAAACGUCCAGAUCACUCAAAAUAAGAGUGAAUGAACAUAAACGCCUAACUAAAGGUCAACCAACAGGGACACAAGCCUACAAAAAUCUUGAAAAAAAUUCAUCCAUAGCUGCACAUGCAUGGGACAAAAACCACAAUAUCGAUUGGGACAAUGUAUGUAUUCUAAAAACAAACAUGAACAAAUGGAAAGAAAGACUCAUAACAGAAUCGAUAUUCAUUAAAGUCACACCGGAUACAUGUAACAAGGGUGACUCAGUACAACUAUCAACAACUUGGAAUAUAAUUCUAAAUACAAACACAUGAAUGAAUGUAGAGUAUAAUUCUGAACACACAUAUGCACACACAAAACAUGAAUGAACUUGGGAUAUAAUUCUAAAUACAAACACAUGAAUGAAUCUGGAGUAUAAUUCUGAACACACAUAUGCACACACAAAACAUGAAUGAACUUGGGAUAUAAUUCUAAAUACAAACACA
This is a messenger RNA of Trichobilharzia regenti, 1921 nucleotides long. NCBI's taxonomy places the organism in Eukaryota, Metazoa, Platyhelminthes, Trematoda, Strigeidida, Schistosomatidae. The record is from the annotation of a GenBank genome assembly.